This is a messenger RNA of Folsomia candida, 913 nucleotides long. Its product is annotated as acetylcholine receptor subunit alpha-like 1. Gene Ontology annotation, molecular function: transmembrane signaling receptor activity; extracellular ligand-gated monoatomic ion channel activity; neurotransmitter receptor activity. The record is from RefSeq and is a predicted model, not a curated record. The transcript is spliced from 5 exons. Gene Ontology annotation, cellular component: neuron projection; synapse; membrane. Gene Ontology annotation, biological process: chemical synaptic transmission; signal transduction; monoatomic ion transmembrane transport. Bases 92 to 799 code for a protein of 235 amino acids. Lineage: Eukaryota; Metazoa; Arthropoda; Collembola; Entomobryomorpha; Isotomidae.
GUUCCCACUAUAAAAUCUCGAGUCCAGCGCAACAUGGAUCACAUUGUCACAGAAGUCCAAAUCACGACGUCGACUUACGAUAAGAAUCAAAAUGAGACAAUUUGUACUACUACUCGUCGUCGUUGCUGCCGUUCUCGGACAAGAGACGGAAAAAAUUGACUCCUCCGAUUCAACUAUCUCCACUGACCGUGACCGCUUGCUGGAGAAUCUCUUUGCCAAAUACAACAAAAGAAACUAUCCAGACAAGUCAACCGUCCAGUUCGGAUUGAACUUGGUCACCGUGGACCAGGACAGAGAAAAAGACUUGCUUAACUCUGACGUCUGGUUGAAAAUUAGUUGGACUGAUAAUCGACUGACAUGGGACCCGGCAGACUAUGGGGGUCUGCAAAACAUGAGAAUUACACCGGACCAGUUAUGGCUGCCGGAUACUACCCUCUUUAAUGGCCCGGCCAUGCAAUGCACUCCUACCAACGCGAUCCUCUACCCCAACGGAAAGGUCUUGUGGGUUCCUCCCUGCAAACUCACCAGCUACUGCAAUUUCACCAAGGACGCCACCGCAGAGCAAGAGUGUGUCGUGAAUUUCGGCUCGUGGACAUUUGACGGUCUGACGAUGGGGUUGGAGUUCUUUGAGAAGGAGAACAAAGCGGAUAUUUCCUACUUCCAAGGCCAGCGAUACAAAGUAACCAAGAAUGAAGCCAUCCGAGAGGAAAAAUUCUACCCGUGCUGUGUUGAACCUUAUCUCAACCUCAAGUUCACUCUGGGUCUUGCCCCCACCACUAAAAAGGGAAUCGCACCAUGAAUAAGUAUUUACCUUUUGAGCAACUGAAUUUCAUAUGGAGGAAAUUAAUAGUGGAAUCAAAAUUUAAAUCAGUAUUACAUAAACUCGAAUAAAAUAGAAUUGUUGAAAGCACCA